AUGGAGGUAUUGUUGUUCCGCUUGAUAGCCAUCCUUGUGACCGUCAACAUGAUCCAUUGCCAAACGGCUUGCGACAGAGAGGCUUCACUUAAAUGGCACCUUCAACAACACACCAUCCAGAUGAAUUGGACUCUCGUAGGAAACAUCUGCGGCAGUGUUUCAGAGUGUUGGGGGUCUCAGGGGGCCGAGGAGUCAACCGGGCACUCUUUCAACUUCCCUCAAAUGUGCCCUCUUCAGCUGCAGCACGGAGACAAACUGCUGAUGUCGGCUGACGACACACUGAAGACCUACGGCGUCCAACUCCUCAACGUGUCGAGAGAAAACUUUGAGAGCUGUUCGGCAAAAGGAGACGUUAAAGAUCAGCAGCUUUUCCCCCACGAUCUUAAGGAGAGUGAGCAAGUAGGGGCCAAGUGGCUCGUCCCGGGUCGUCAUUACUUCAUCGCGCUGCACGGGGGAGAUGUGCAGCUGUGCAGGCUCGGUCUGAGGCUCAACGUGUCGGUGAAGACACAGCUCUGUCAGGCCUCCCCUCUGCUGCGACUUUGUUCGGGGAGCGGCGUAUGUCAGACGUCCCUCUGGGAAGGUGCAUAUCACUGUCGAUGCCGCCACCACUACUCGGGGAGGUUUUGUGAAAAGUCUGAUGCGUGUUUGGAUAACCCCUGUGAAAACAAAGGAGUGUGUUUGAGCAAUGGAUCUACAGAUCCAACCCACAGAACGUAUAAAUGUCUGUGUCCUCCACAUUUUACAGGGGUUAACUGCUCCGAAGUCGUUGGCAAAGAAAACUGUGACAGAAUAUGUGAAAAUGGGAAAUGUGCCAAAGUGUCGACCACCUCCUUCAAAUGUGUCUGUGACUCGGGAUUCUCAGGCCCGCCGUGUGAGAAGAGAAGAGCCCCCUGUGAUCCAAAUCCAUGCAGGAACGAGAGUGACUCUGAGUGUGUCUGUGCAGAUGGGACCGUGGCCCCGGUGUGCAGGAGGCGGCGGAACCUGUGCAGCCCGUCACCAUGUCUCAACAAUGGCACCUGUGUGUCCGGGGGAAACGAUUAUGCAUGCAGAUGUCUGCGAGGCUUCUCCGGGAAGAAUUGUGAAGAAAUAAUUGACUACUGCGGGCUGCUCAAUAUCAACUGCCUAAAUGAGGGAUUGUGCUUGAGGGUAAUUGGCGGAUAUCAGUGUGUUUGUGCCCCCGGAUGGAUUGGAGAGUUUUGUCAGUAUGUAGGUGAUGCCUGCCUGAUAAAACCAAACAGCUGCUUGAAUGGAGCCACAUGCAUUACAACGAGUCAGCCUUCCUCUCCCCCGCAACUCACCUGCAAGUGCCCCCUCGGCUUCACAGGGACGAACUGUGAGAUUGACAUCAACGGGUGUGACUCCAGCCCCUGUCAGCACAAUGGAACAUGCUCUGACCUGCGUGGCCACUACCAGUGCCAAUGUCCUACAGGCUUUUUGGGAAGGAAUUGUGAAGUUGACAUCGACGCUUGUGCUCUACCCAACAACACUUGUCCACCAAAUACUCAGUGUUUGGAUCUCCCAUCUGGCCUUGAAUUCACCUGCCGUGUACCCUGUCCUCAAAACCUCCAACCAUGUGCCAACGGAGGACGCUGCGUGCUGAAUAACGCCAGCAAAUACACCUGCAUAUGUGCACCUGGUUGGACCGGUCAGAACUGCCGUAUAAAUGUCAAUGAUUGUGUUCAGCAUUGGUGUCAGAACGGAGGUUCCUGUGUGGACGAGAUUGACGGCUACAGCUGCCUUUGCCCCAGAGGAUACACAGGCGUCUACUGCGAGGAGGACAUUGAUUACUGUGUUGGUCAUCGCUGCUCUGAGCACGGUGUCUGCGUGAACCAGCGGAGUAACUUUGCCUGCCGCUGCACGCUCGGAUAUGAAGGAUCGCUCUGUGAACUGGAAACAAAUGAGUGCAACAGCUUCCCCUGCGCGGGCGGCGCCACCUGUGUGGACCUAAUCAGUGAUUAUCGGUGCCACUGUCCCCCGGGGUUUGAGGGACGGGCCUGCUCCUUGAAUGUAAAUGAUUGCUGGUCGCAGCCUUGUCUAAAUGGAGGCUCGUGUAUAGAUCUGAUAAAUGACUACAUUUGUCAUUGUCCGCUGGGGUUCAAGGGGAAAGAUUGCGCCGUGGACAUUGACCUUUGUUCGUUUGGAUUGUGCAGCGAACAUACGUUAAUAUGCUCUGAGACCAAGGAUGGACAGAACGUCUCUUGCAUUUGUAAAAGUGGGUUUUCAGGGUCGUUUUGUGAAGUAAAUCUCAACGAGUGCAAGUCCAAGCCAUGCCAGAACGGUGGGAUUUGUGUGGACGGGAUUGACCAGUAUCAGUGCUUCUGCUCGGAGGGCUUUGGGGGGUUGAACUGUGAAAUCAACUAUGAUGAAUGUGUCCACGGAUACUGCGCCAAUAACUCCACAUGUAUUGACCUGGUUGCGGACUAUGAGUGCAUCUGUCCUUCGGGCUUUUCUGGUAAGAAUUGCUCGACGCCUGUUUCUGCAUGUGCGUCAGAUGUCGACUUCUGCAAAAAUGGAGGGACCUGCACCCACGACCAAGCUGGUGAAACUCGCUGUAUUUGCCUUCCAGGAUACCGCGGUGAAGACUGCUCCUCAUCUGUGAACGUCUGCGUGUCAAAUCCGUGCGACCCCGAGGGGACCCUCCUCUGUGAAGAGCUGGCAAAUACUCACAGAUGUGUGUGUCAACGUGGCUACACCGGGCUGCACUGCAAAACACCCAUAAGCCACUGUGUUGAUGGCCUGUGUCAACACGGUUCAGCGUGUGUGAAUCUAUCAAGAGGGUUCAAGUGUGAUUGUUUACCGGGUUUAACAGGCCAGUUCUGUGAGAUAAACAUUGACGAUUGUGAAGAAAAGCCGUGCGGCGUCCUGAGCAUUUGUAAAGACAUCCUGAAUGGCUACAAUUGCUUCUGUGCUCCUGGAUUUAUUGGAAAUAGCUGCGAGAUUGAAGUGAAUGAAUGUCUCAGCCAGCCUUGUGGAAACGGAGGCAGCUGCAUUGAUGAGCUCGACUCAUUCAGCUGCAAGUGUCCCCUUGGAAUAACAGGGACCCUCUGUGAAGUCAACAUGGACGAGUGCAUGUCCUCACCCUGUCUACACAACGCCACGUGUGUCGACCUUGUCCACGGCUUCCGGUGUGUUUGCGUGCCCGGCUUUACCGGUACAAAGUGCGAGCUUGACAUUGAUGAGUGCGCUUCAUCUCCCUGCAAGAACGGAGCCACUUGCAUUGACCAGCCCGGUAAUUACUUCUGCCAAUGUGUGGCUCCAUUUAAAGGUCAUAAUUGUGAGUUCCUACCCUGCGAGGCCAGUAAUCCGUGCGAGAACGGUGCAGUGUGUGUGGAGGAGAUGGAUCAGGACCAUUUCCCCCUGGGUUUCCGCUGUCACUGUCGCCGGGGCUUCACUGGCCCCCGCUGUGAAAUCAACGUGGAUGAGUGCAGCUCCAGCCCCUGUUUUCACGGCUUCUGCUAUGAUGUUGUCGACGGCUUUUACUGCCUUUGCAAUCCGGGAUACGCUGGGCCGAGAUGUGAGCAAGACAUUGACGACUGCGUGCACAGUUUGUGCAGCUCCAACUCCGUGUGUAAGGACCUCCAUCUGAGUUACGAGUGUGUGUGUCAUCCCGGCUGGGAGGGGGAGUUCUGCCAACGAGAAAUUGAUGAAUGUUUAUCGCAGCCCUGCAAAAACAACGCCACCUGCACAGACCUUCUCAACGGCUACAAGUGUCUGUGCUCGCCCGGCUGGACAGCUGUGGACUGUGCGGAGGAUGUGAAUGAGUGUGAUUCGGGGCCCUGUCUAAAUGGAGCUCGGUGUCAGGAGUCAGACGUACCUGGGGAGUUCUCCUGCACCUGUCCCCCCUUCUUCACGGGCCCCCUGUGCAACCAGCCUUAUGACCCCUGUGACCCCCUCCACAAUCCCUGCCUGAACAACUCCACCUGCCUGACACGCUCCACUGGAACAGCCUUCUGCAGAUGCCCAGCUGGAUUUGAAGGAAGUUGGUGUGAAAUUGACACCAAUGAGUGCAGCUCAAAUCCAUGCCAGAACCAAGGCCACUGUGCGGACCGGGUCAACAGUUACAGCUGUGAUUGUAAAGUGGGAUUCUCUGGCCUUUACUGUGAAGAAGACAUCAAUGAGUGCGCCUCUAGCCCCUGCCACAACGCUGCUAUUUGUCGAGACCUUGUGAACGAGUUCCGCUGCGUUUGCCCUCCUGGUUAUUUUGGAACGCUGUGUGACCUGGAUGUGAAUGAGUGUGAAGUUUCACCUUGCCUACACGAGGGCAUCUGUAUCAACACGCCCGGGGGCUUCGAGUGUGCCUGUCGCCCUGGAUACUCAGGGGCACGGUGUGACGUCGACAUCGACGAGUGCUUUUCAGACCCAUGCCAAAAUAGGGGGAGCUGUAUUGACGCUCCUAAUCGAUUCCACUGCUUGUGUCCUGUUGGCUUCGCCGGGCUCCACUGUGAAACCAACAUUGAUGAAUGCAUGUCAGCGCCUUGUCUCCACGGGAGCUGUGAGGAUGGAAUAUACUCAUACUCGUGUCUCUGUGAGUCUGGAUGGACCGGCAGCAGAUGUGAAACAAACAUUGAUGACUGUGCAUCGGGCCCCUGUUUGAAUAGCGGCUCAUGUGUGGACCUCAUUGAUAAAUAUGCAUGCUUCUGUCAGGAUGGAUACACCGGGAAAACUUGCGAGACCGACGUAGACGUCUGCAGAGAGGCCGCUUUUAACGUCUCGCUGUGUUUCAAUGGAGCCACCUGCAUGGACGGUGAAGGAUCCAACUUCACAUGCAGCUGUCCACCAGGUUUCAUGGGGGACUUCUGUGAAGUGGAUGUUAACGAAUGUUGCUCGGCGCCCUGCCUCAACGGAGCCAUUUGCCAAGAUCUUAUUAAUAGCUACGUCUGCCACUGCAGGUCAGGUUGGACAGGCCUUCACUGUGAGGAUGACAUUAAUGAGUGCCUUCCUCAGCCCUGCAACCAGGGGAUCUGCAUUCAGAAUGAUCCGGGCUACGGCUACACCUGUUUCUGUCGUCCUGGAUUUGUGGGGAGGAACUGCGAGCACAACUAUGACGACUGCCUGUUGAGUCCAUGUCCAGAGGCGUUUUCCUGUGUAGAUGGCAUCAACAAGGUCAGCUGCCUGCCUCCCGUUACCGAGGCUGUUCCCUUGGCGACCGUGCUCAAGAACAUCACUCGCGGCUCCACACCUAGAGCUCCGGCGCCAACACUCAGCCCGGCUCUGACAGCUGAGCAAUCUGCAGAUUCAAGCUUUGUUCAGUACUUUGGGAAUUCCUACCUGGAGUUUGAGGGAAUCGACCUGAGUGAACUCAAUAAUAUCACAGUGAGAUUUCAAACUGAAGCAGCGCAAGGGACUUUGCUGUACGUGGACCAAGGACCUGCAAAUGGAGAUUUCUUUUUCAUGAAACUCUUCAUCCUGGAUGGAAUCUUGCAGUAUACCUUCAGCUGUAAUGAGGAGGAAGAGGUGAAACGGAUCACCACCUCGAUUCAUGUUGAUGAUGCCAAGGUUCACAUUGUUAACAUCAGACAACAUCUUACCCCUUGUGAAGCGCAGCUCACUCUCUCUGGUCAUGAGAAAAUCAAAAGCACAGCAAGCAAUUACUGGCUCGGAGACAUGAUAAAAAGAACAAACCACAUCUUCACAGGCGGUCUGCCUCAACGAUAUCGACCCAAUCAGAGAGCCAAGCCUUUCCACAACCACACCGGCUGCAUUGAGAUCAUUGAAAUGAAUAAAAGGAGGAGCUUUUACACGUCUGACGCAAUAUCUGGAAGUAACAUCGGCCGAUGCAGUUUGCAGGCCACAGAAGCCUCCACACCACCUUUGCCAAGUUUGACAACUCCAUCAACCGCCGCCAACACAGCGAACGAGACAGCAAAGGCAGCUCCCACGCAGACACCAAAACAUCCUCUGCAAGCACCUCGACUUUGCCACGAGGGUCUUUGCCGAAACGGAGGAACAUGUCAUCAGCUGCAGAUGUCUGCGGGGCCUCUGCCGCUCUGUCACUGCCCGCUUCACUUUACUGGAACUUUUUGUGAAAAAGAUGCCACAGUGUACAUACCCUCGUUCGAUGGCACAUCUUAUUUGGAGCUGCAGCCACUUGCAUCUUUUCUCCGGCCUUCUGGUGCCAGAAAUGAUCUACCUGCUUCUGUCGAGGACGCCACAGUUACUCUCUAUUUGACGGUGAAAACAAGAUCAGCACAGGGCACCAUCCUCUACACUCAGGAGCAGAACUUUGGGGAGCAGUUCCUCCACGUGUUCCUGCAGGACGGAUGUCCCGCUGCUAACCUUGGGUGUGGUGGCGGCCAUAUCUUGAAUGUGGCUACAGUCCAGAACAUCAAUAAUAACAGAUGGACACCAGUCACAAUCAGAUACAAUCUGCCUGUUGGCAAACGAGGAGGGUCGUGUAUGAUUGAAAUGGCAGCAGAUAAUGGCACAGCUCAGCGGCACCAGGAGUUGGUGUCACAGCCCAUGUCAGAGGGAACCUUUGGACCCAUAUUUCUCGGGGAUGUUUCGUCCCACUGGGAGAUGCACAACAGGAGUGCGAGAGGAGCGAGGAGAUUCAUUGGCUGCAUCAGGGAACUUCAGGUCAACUCAAAGGAGAUUUACCUGAUGGGGGAAGCAGUGAGAGGGAGAAACAUCAAGAACUGUGACCCGCCUGUCUGCCAACACCUUCCCUGUCGGAAUGGAGGAACGUGCAUCAGCGAUGCCGAGGACUGGUUCUGCGAGUGCCCGCCGCUCUACACGGGCCGCCUAUGCCAGUUCAACGCCUGCGAGCGCAACCCCUGCGGACACGGAGCCACAUGCAUCCCCAAGUCGCCGCUGGAGGCUGUGUGCCUUUGCCCUUAUGGAAGACAAGGUCUACUGUGUGAUGAACCCAUCAAUAUAACUCGUGCCAGAUUCAGCGGAACAGACGAGUUCGGUUACACGUCCUUUGUGGCUUACUCCUCCAUCCCCAGCCUCGGUUUCUUCUACGAGUUCAAGCUGAAGUUCACCCUCGCCGAUAACUCAUCUGCUGCGAAAGACAACCUGAUGCUGUUCGCUGGGCAUAAAGGACGAGGCAACGACGGUGAUGACUUCCUGGUUUUGGGGUUACGAAACGGAAGAGUUUUGCACAAAUUCAACCUCGGAUCAGGUGUAGCAACCAUCGUCAGCGAUCGACUCAACCCGCGGAUCAGCAUCCACACCGUUAUAUUUGGAAGGUCCAAGAGAACAGGGUGGCUGAAGGUUGAUGGACAACGGAACCGAACAGGAUCAUCUCCAGGACCCCUGGUGGGCCUCAAUGUUUUCAACCAGCUCUUUGUGGGAGGAUAUAAUGAGUACACCCCUGAACUGCUGCCACUUGGCUCCAGGUUCCGCUACGGCUUUCAGGGGUGCAUUUUUGAUGUGCAGUUUUCCACAAGGAGGGACAGGAAGUUCCAGGUACUGGGACAGCCUGCGGGACAUGCAGCCUUCGGGCGAAGCGUGGGUCAGUGUGGAGUCACACCAUGUGUUCAUGUUCACUGCAGGAACGGAGGGACGUGUGUGGACUCUGGCUCAUCUGUGUAUUGCCAGUGCCCAUUAGGAUGGAAGGGAGCGCUCUGCUCUGAGACCGUGUCUGUGUGCGACGUCGAGCACAGUCCCCCUCCUCUGUGUGCCCCCGGCUCCACCUGCAUCCCUCUGCCUGAUGGUUACACCUGCCAGUGCCCCCUGGGGACCGCAGGACUCUACUGCGAGAAAGCUGUGACCAUCAGUGAUCCGUUCUUCAGCGGCAACCAGUCGUCAUGGUUGUCAUUCCCUCCCAUGAGUAUCAGACACAGGACUGUGAUAGAGCUGCAGUUCCAGCCUUUAUCACCAGAUGGCAUCCUCGUCUACACUGCACAACAUCUCAGUGCCAGAGCAGGAGACUUUUUCUGCCUCUCCUUGUCAUCUGGAUUUGUGCAGCUGCGGUAUAACCUGGGAGACGGGACCCGUGUCCUGCAGACUGCCGACAAAGUGGACUCACGCGGGAGGACGUGGCACACGGUGAAGGCCGGCCGCUUUGGUCUCCGAGGCUUCCUCAGUCUGGACGAUGAGGAGGUCAGAGGGAACGGGACAGAAGGGAUGACCACCCUGGACGUUGCCACCGACAUCUUCAUCGGCGGGGUGUCCACUCUGAGCUCGGUGUCCACGGACGCAACAGAACGGGAGCCGACUGGUUUCACCGGGGGUUUCAGAGAACUCGUGAUUAACGGUCAGGAGUUAGAGUUGACAGAGACGGGGGCGGUGAGUGGAGCUAAUGUAGGGGACUGGGACGGGACUGCGUGCGGGUACAAGGUGUGCCAAAACGGCGGGCGCUGCUUGCCGUUAGGAGGUAACUCGUUCUCUUGUGUGUGUCCGCUGCCGUGGACCGGCUCUGCGUGCAACCAGUCUAUAAACUGCGUUAACAACAACUGCAAACACGGUUCCAUAUGUUCCCCAUCCAACGACUUCUCAUACAGCUGCGUCUGCCCGUUAGGAUGGGGAGGGAGGUACUGCGACGCCGAAGUAACCGCAGACACGCUGAAGUUUGUGGGGAACUCGUACGUUAAAUACUCGGACCCGAGACACAACACGAGGAAUCUGAAAUACGCGCAGGUUUCUUUUAGCUUCCGCUCGAGCUCCAAUGACAGUUUGAUCAUAUGGAUGGGAAAGGCGGAACAGGAAGACGACGACUACCUCGCGGUCGGGCUCGAAAGAGGACGACUCAAAGUAGCGGUGAAUCUCGGGGAGAGAUUGCUGCGCCCGGUGACUUUCAAGAACGUUUCACUCUGCUGCAACAAGUGGCACAACGUGUCCGUGUCUUUAAACAGCACCGUCAUCCAGGCGUUCCUCGACAACAGGAGGGUCGUCUUUGAAGAUAUGGACCCGUUCGAGCGCUACGUCGCCUUAAACUACGGCGGCCGGCUUUACUUGGGAGGAUUUGAAUUGCAGAGGAACGUUUCAACCGUCACCUCUGGGUUGUUUUCAAAAGGCUUCGAAGGAAAUCUCAGAAACGUUUAUUUGUUUAAAGACACAAAGCCGCUGCUGCUUCUUCAGAAUAGUGAGGGUUUUAAUGUUUAUCCAGGAAAUGCUUAGUGGUGAAUGUUUUCAGUCUGU
Molecule: messenger RNA, 9084 nt
Organism: Labrus mixtus (cuckoo wrasse)
Lineage: Eukaryota; Metazoa; Chordata; Actinopteri; Labriformes; Labridae
Gene: eys
Product: eyes shut homolog
Exons: 51
Coding region: 1-9063 (3020 amino acids)
Molecular function (GO): calcium ion binding
Source: RefSeq, a predicted model, not a curated record